Dictyostelium purpureum is the source of this 867-nucleotide messenger RNA. RefSeq lists its product as uncharacterized. Lineage: Eukaryota; Evosea; Eumycetozoa; Dictyosteliales; Dictyosteliaceae. Gene Ontology annotation, molecular function: NAD transmembrane transporter activity. The record is from RefSeq and is a predicted model, not a curated record. The transcript is spliced from 2 exons. Gene Ontology annotation, biological process: NAD transmembrane transport. The coding region runs from base 1 to 867 and encodes 288 amino acids.
AUGUUUUCAGGAUGUGGAGCAGGUGUAAUGGCAUCACUAUUUACAACACCUUUGGAUGUAAUAAAAACAACAAUGCAGGUUGAUAAUCAGAAUCAUAAAACAAUAGUAGGUACUGUAAAGAAAAUUUUUGCAAGAGGUGGUUUAAAGAAUUUUUAUUUAGGUCUAAAACCAACACUUAUUGGUCAAAUACCAUCCUGGGCAGUUUAUUUUUCAACAUAUCAAUAUUUUAAAGAACUUUUUUCGGCUAAAAACGAUGUACACAAUAUUUUAACAAAGGAUUCACCUUUUAUUUAUAUGGGUUCGGCAAUAAUUGCUGGUGCAACUACUUCAACUUUAACAAACCCAAUUUGGCUUAUUAAAACAAGAUUUAUUACACAAGAAAUGGAUGGUCGACAAAAGAGAUAUAGAGGAGUAUUUCAUAGUAUAUCGUCAAUUUAUCAUGAAGAAGGUUUUAGAGCAUUAUAUAAAGGUCUUGGCCCAAGUUUAUUAGGAGUUUUGCAUGUUGGUGUCCAAUUCCCAUUAUACGAAAAAUUUAAAGUUUAUUUUGCACAUCAAAAUAAAAGCGAUGAAUUAACAGUUGUUCAAAUUAUGGCAGCUUCAUCAUUAUCAAAAAUUAUAGCGAGUAUUGUAGCAUAUCCACACGAAGUUUUAAGAUCAAGAUUACAAGAUAGUUCACCAGACUCACCAAAUAGGACAUAUCAAGGCAAUUUGGUUCAAAUGGUUAAACAAAUAAUAAGAGAAGAAGGUUGGAGAGGUCUUUACAAAGGAAUGGGUGUAAAUUUGUUGCGUGUUACACCAUCUUGCGUUAUUACUUUUACAUCUUAUGAAUUUAUUAAAAAAUAUUUAACCCAAUUAGAAAUUUUUUAA